AAUAUACAAUUUUAGAGAGAGAAAACUCGAGGAGAGAGAGAAAGAGGUUCCUCUAUUUGACCCGGACCCUUUCCAACUCAUUGCUUAGCUUUCAACUCCACCAAAAACCCCCCAUUCAUUCAACAUUCUUCACUCAAAAAUCAUAAUCCAAAACGAUGGGGUUGUUGAAGGAUGAAACAAGCACAAAAGUCUUAAGACUCAUCCGUACAGUUUUCUUCUUGAUCACCAUGAUCAUAUCGUUUUUGUUCUUCUCCGCACCGAUCCUCGUAUCCAUCGCGGAUAUUCUGCUUCCCACAGCUCUGUUCUCAGCUUCGGUUUCGGUUCCAUCUUCACCGUCCAUUGAUCCGACAUAUGAUAAGAGUUUGUUCAUCUUUAUCGAAAUGAUAUCGUCUCAGUUGAGCAGUUACGACUUCCGCCACUCGCUUAUUGACAUCCCUCUCGUGUCGAUACUCAGAUCCGGCAUCAUAUUAUGUGUGUACGGAUUGUGUGACGGCCCCGGGUUGUCUACGGGGCCGUACUUGGGAAUAACGACAGUUUGUUCUGUGUUGUCGUUAUUAUUUGUAUCGGUUAAGGCGUCGUACGUGUUUGGUGGCGGUGCUGUGGUGGAGUUGGCAUUGUUUGUGUGUUCUUCGGUGUUGGCGAUCGGUCAUAUCGUGGUGGCGUAUCGGACUAGUUGUAGAGAACGACGGAAGCUUCUUGUUUACAAAAUUGAUAUUGAAGCUGUAUCCACAUUCAAAAGUGGGUUUCGAAGGUACUCCAAGAUGCUUCACGAUGCAAGGGUCAAAGUGAAACUGCAAAACUAAAAGGAGAAUCAAAAGUCAAAACAGUUACUAUUUGACCAAUGAAGUUAACAUUAUUUCAUUUAUAUUUUUCUAGGCCCACCCCAUUUUUCUACCUCCAAGUUGCAGGUUCUUAAAGAAGGGGAUUUGUAACUUGGUAAGAGACAUUUAACUUUCAUUUUUGGUUCGUGUAGAGAGUCUUUCAAUACAAAAUCAAUUUUAAAUAGAAAAUUAUAAAAACUAUAUAAUCGUGUUUGUUUCUGUCUUUAAUAAAGUCAGGAUUACAUACACGUGUUUAUGUGGUUUUUAUGAUUUUUCACUAAAAAUUGGUUAUGUAUAAAACGCGUCAUGUAUUAAUUAUUUUAACUUUGUACAUGGAGAUUAUAGGUCGGGUACGAGUUUUGGGUUUCAUAUAUCGCAGAAAAAACAUGUAUAUAUUCUUUUUAUGUUUAUUAUCGAACUAGUAUGUAACCCGUGCUUUGCGGCAGUUUCGUAGUUCUCAUUUGAUGUUAA
Helianthus annuus (common sunflower) is the source of this 1292-nucleotide messenger RNA. RefSeq lists its product as uncharacterized. The record is from RefSeq and is a predicted model, not a curated record. The transcript is spliced from 4 exons. Bases 156 to 803 code for a protein of 215 amino acids. NCBI's taxonomy places the organism in Eukaryota, Viridiplantae, Streptophyta, Magnoliopsida, Asterales, Asteraceae.